AUAAAUUUUGUCUGUUUGACUCUUUGACCUUUUGACCUGUUUAAAAUCUAUCAUGGCCGUCGCGUGAGAAAUGUGUUCCCUGCUUACUGGAUGCCUCCUUUCCUAUUUAUUCGCUGCUGAGUUGUUCAGGUUCAUACAGUUGCCUUCUUGGAGUAAAUACGCACAGAUUGGCAGACUCUGAAGACGAGAAACUCGGUGUUGUCGUUGAGAAGUGUCCUGUAGUCUCUUUGUUUGGCAAUCGAAGCGUUACAUUUCUGUUAGCCUGGCUAAAAUCGCGCUCCUAGCGACCGGCCCCACAGUUAAUCCCAGCCAACGAGACAUUGUGUAAAAACAGGCUACAUUCGCCAUUCGACCAUCAUGGAAAGGGCUGAAAUCAAUCAACACUCAACAGUUGAGAAUGUGGGAGAACUAGGAGAAGAUUCCAUCUGCAACAUGGCAACAAAGAGCAAGGUGAUACAGUCUGACAUCGUUGAUAGACCACGUGAGAAGUUUCACAGUCCACAAACGGGAAAUGAAAGGAAGAAGAAACAACACAAAUGUGAAGAGUGCAACAAGCAGUUCAGCAGACUGGUGGAUCUGACCAUCCACACGAGGACUCACACGGGUGAGAAACCCUACAGAUGUGAGGAGUGCGGCAAACAGUUCGGUCAGCCGGGAGUUCUGACCAGACACAUGAUGACUCACACCGGCGAGAAACCCUACAAAUGUGAGGAGUGCGGCAAACAGUUCAGUCAGCUAGGAAAUCUGAAGACUCAUAUGAAGACGCACACCGGUGAGAGACCUUACCAUUGUGAAGAGUGUGGUAGUCAGUUCAGUAGCUCAGAUACUUUGAAGCGACACAUGCUCACUCACACUGAUGAGAGACCCUACCAGUGCGAGACAUGCAAGAGACGUUUUAGUCAACAGGGUCAUCUGAGGACUCACAUGCGAAUUCACACGGGUGAGAAACCUUACCGAUGUGAGGAGUGCGGCAAACGGUUUAGUACGCUGGGUGAUCUGAAGAAGCACAUACGCACGCACACCGGUCAGAAACCGUACCGGUGUGAGGAAUGCAACAAACACUUUAGUCGACUAGAUUCUUUAAAGACUCACAUGCAAACUCACACUGGAGAAAAACGUUACGGAUGUGAGGAGUGCGGCAAGCAGUUCAGUCUGUUGAUGACUCUGAAGGCACACACAGGUGAGAAACCUUACCGGUGUGAGGAGUGCCGCAAACAGUUCGGUCAGUUGUGUAAUCUAAAGAAACACAUGCGCACUCACACUGGAGAGAAACUGUAUAGAUGCGAGGAGUGCGGAAAGAAGUUCAGACAAUUGGCUCAUUUAAAGGAACACAUGAAGACACACACUGGUGAAAAACCAUACCGAUGUGAGGAAUGUGGCAGACAGUUUAGUGUGUCAUGUAAUCUAAAGAGACACAUGCGGACUCACACUGGAAAAUAACUUAACCAAUAAGGACAGUGUAGCAGAAGAUUCACAAUACCGGGUCAUCUGAAGACGCACAUUGGUGAAAUGUCACUCAUACAACUGUAAGAGUUAACGUUAGAGUAAAUGUAAGUCUGGGGCAAAUGAAACACAGGAGUGGAUUCAUGUGUCGACGAAUCUAGAUUUGCGGUGCUAAAGCGAUAAUCUCCAAGCUUCGCGUGGCCAUUUUACUUCUCUACCGGCUAAACUCCUUUCCAGCUUAUGAUACUGUCUUAUGCCAUGCAAGAUCUGCUUGGAGAUAACUAAAGCGAUACGAACAUGUACAAAGGCAUGCAUAAGAUCGAGAAUGCUAUGUAACUGCACUGUGGAAUAUACUGUCACCGUGAAUUUUGUAAGCUUUGUAAAACUUCUUGCAGUGUAAUGUUUGUAAUGAAAGAAGAAGGAUUGUGAAUUACGAAUUUAACGUUUGUUGUUAUAAGAGGGGGUUACCUAAAAUGUCACCUCGAAACAAAGCUCACAAGUUUCAAAUAUGUUUUACUUUUCUCCUAUUCCUUUUUACCUAUUAAGCAUUGGUUUCUGAUUUUGUAGCUCCUAGUGGCUGUUCUAAUAAAGCAAAAACGAUUCAAAAGA
This is a messenger RNA of Branchiostoma floridae (Florida lancelet), 2052 nucleotides long. Its product is annotated as zinc finger protein 239-like. Bases 358 to 1440 code for a protein of 360 amino acids. The record is from RefSeq and is a predicted model, not a curated record. The transcript is spliced from 3 exons. Lineage: Eukaryota; Metazoa; Chordata; Leptocardii; Amphioxiformes; Branchiostomatidae. Gene Ontology annotation, molecular function: RNA polymerase II cis-regulatory region sequence-specific DNA binding; DNA-binding transcription factor activity, RNA polymerase II-specific. Gene Ontology annotation, biological process: regulation of transcription by RNA polymerase II. Gene Ontology annotation, cellular component: nucleus.